Hypoxylon trugodes is the source of this 1571-nucleotide messenger RNA. RefSeq lists its product as uncharacterized. Bases 300 to 1334 code for a protein of 344 amino acids. The record is from RefSeq and is a predicted model, not a curated record. NCBI's taxonomy places the organism in Eukaryota, Fungi, Ascomycota, Sordariomycetes, Xylariales, Hypoxylaceae. The transcript has 8 exons.
AGAUUGAUCGAAGAUUUAUAGUUCCUACAGGAUACCAUUUCAAUACUUACCCGGCCGGCAAUAUAGACUAGAGUGAAGAUAUAUUAAGCAGUUCUAGUGAGGCGGCAUUUAAAAUGAGAAGCAUCAUGCUAAAAAUAAAGAUAGACUCCCAUUUCCCCUCUAUAUACCGAUAUCGACUUUCUGGAUCCGCAGAAUACCUAGCCAAACAUUAUAGCCAAGGCCUGAAGUACGCUCAACUUCGCAACUCUCCUUAACUGACGAUCAGUUACUGUUUAGUCAUACUUCGAGAAGCUCUUACGAUGAGGUCACAUUGGAGUUCCGUACUGGCGGGCGCCGGAUUCCUUAUGCCGGUUUCUGCCCUGCUACGCUUUUCAUGCUCCCAGCUCGUCGUCGAACGUCUUGACCCUCUGGUCAACCCAGGCGUGGUCGGGUCUCCUCAUCUUCACCAAGUCAUCGGAGGGAAUUCUUUCAACGCAUCGAUGGACCCAAAGACCCUAGACAUCCCCGGUGAAGCUACCUGCACGACUUGUACCUUUGCUGAAGACUUCUCCAACUACUGGACUGCUGUCAUGUUCUUCCGCGCACGGAAUGGAACGUAUAAGCGUGUUCCGCAGAAGGGAAAUGUAUACUUCGAAGAGUCAAAUGGUGGCAUGACCAUUUACUACAUACCAAGCUACAAUAACACCAAAGUGACCGCGUUCAAACCUGGCUUCCGAAUGAUUACCGGCGAUCCUACUAUACGCACUAAAGAGGAGGCAGAGAGAUACCGUCAACUCACAUAUACCUGUCUUCAAGAUCCCAUGACACGAACGGGCGAAACACUUGAUAUGCCUAAAAAGCCAUGCCCCGCUGGUAUCAUGGCUAACCUACGUUUCCCAACUUGCUGGGAUGGUGUCAACUUGGACUCCCCGGACCACUCAAGCCACGUCUCGUAUCCUGAGAGUGGCACAUUCGAACAAGGAGGGCCAUGUCCUGCAAGUCAUCCUGUGAAGAUUCCCCAAUUGUUCUACGAAAUCGUAUGGGACACUACUCCAUUCAACGAUAAGUCCGAAUGGCCGGAAGACGGUUCCCAACCGUUCGUUUGGAGCUAUGGUGACGCCACGGGGUUCGGAAACCACGGUGAUUACAUGUUCGGUUGGAAAGGCAACGCGCUGCAAAUCGCUAUGGAUACGAACUGUAACGGUUUUCAGUGCCCAGAGUUGAAGUAUCAGAAUAUUGCCGAGGGGAACAAGUGUACGAAGAAGAGAGAUGUAAACGAAGAUGUUGAUGGCUGGCUUACUGAACUGCCGGGUGGUAUGCCAGUCACUGAUGCGAGCGGAAAAUCGAUUUUCUAAAGCCAUCUAUUGGUCGUUAAUGUAGAAUUACAUAUUUCGCUCCCUCUUCUGCUAUAACCGCAAUAUCAUAAAAUCUUUAUGACUCAAAAAGCUCGGAGAAAAAUCGCAAUAUGGUUUGCAUCUCUUUGUUGUCUACUAUGGUGCCCCGGAGAUGUUUCCGGAUGUGUUCAAUCAUUAUCAUUCGACAAUUAACUUGUAACAGUCCAAUUGUCUUAUACGUUCGGGUGCCAACAAAGG